This is a messenger RNA of Plutella xylostella (diamondback moth), 4351 nucleotides long. RefSeq lists its product as uncharacterized. The record is from RefSeq and is a predicted model, not a curated record. Lineage: Eukaryota; Metazoa; Arthropoda; Insecta; Lepidoptera; Plutellidae.
AUUAUGUUUCAUGCAUCGUCCUUCGAGAUUACAUAACAUGUAGUAGUACGUCUAGUGCUUACCAUUGCCACGAUAUUCAUAGACAAAAAAGAAAAAAACUAAAUCUUGUCUAUGCCCUAGUCGACCGACACUAGCGCCCCCUUCCGGAAAUACUUCAAUUUACGUUUUCGUGCGACGCCAUUGCACACGCUCAAUUUUCACUCCUGCAAAAAAAUAAUUAUAGAGGUGAUAAGCAAUGCCGGGAAGAAGAUCGGAGAGGCUGAAGAGGCGCAGACUACCCAGCUCUGAUUCACCUUCAAGCGAGGAAGAUCCCAUUCCAAAAAAUCGACGCCGGUUUUUUCCCGUCCUUGACUCGUCGUCGGAGGACGAAAUAAAUGAUAAAGGACAAGAAAAUGAAGACAUCGUAUCCCCAGAGGACCAUCCUCACAAUGAUUUCUGCAAUCUGUUGGGGGAGGACCCCUCAAAUAUGAGGCGUGGGGAGGACCUACACCUCCAACUAUGUAACCGGUGGAAUGACACCCUCACGCAUGGUUUAAAAACCCUAAAGAAAGAAAUUAAAGAAAAAUAUUUGUUGCCGGACAAUUGCAAGGCUCUUGCGGCACCCAUCUUAAAUGAAGAAGUCAAGAUCGCCGUGAACGAUCCAGCACUUAAGAGAGACAGAAUUCUAGCUGCCAACCAGCAGCAGUUGGGUAUUGCCCUAACUGCCGUGGGACAGGCCCUGGGCCUAGCCUUGAAGGACAAGAAUCCAACAAUGAUAGAAAAACUGAGUGAUGCGGGCAGACUACUCUGUGACCUCCAUCAUCAACAGACGGUAUCAAGACAGAGGUUAAUAACGAAUGGGUUAAAUAAAAUCACAAAGGAGGGGUUGAAAGAUGCCCCACGGGAUGAAUACCUUUUUGGUGAAAACCUUAGCGAGAGAUGGAAAAAUUAUAGGAACUUAGGCAAGUCAGCUUCCGAGAUGAAGGCUUAUCAGCAACGACCUGCUCCUGCACGGACCAUUUCUUUACCUCAGCGGCCGGGAAACUUCAGAGGCCCACCUCAAGCUUCACCACGGCCACAAAUGAAGCCGAGUGUGGGCAGGCAGAACCAGUUCAACCAGCAGUACAGGCCUCAGAGUUUCAACUUCAAGCAGGGACCACCGAGACGAGGCAAUCAUUUCAACCGGACACGACAGAGAUACUAAACCCACAGGUAAUUGGGGGCAGACUACGUUUCUUUUAUAAAGAUUGGUGCAACAUUACAAAUGAUCCUGUUAUUCUAUCUUGGAUACAAGGUGUACAUAUACCUUUUACAUGCUCGGUUCACCAGCAAUCAUGUUCUAAAGCCAACAUUGUUUCCAUAUCAGAUGAAGUUUACAUGGACACUGAGAUACAGUCUCUUAUUGGAAAGGGUGCUGUGCAGAUUUGUUCUCCUUCACCCAAUCAAUAUGUAUCCCCAACGUUUUUAGUUGAUAAGUCCAACGGUGAAAAGAGGUUCAUCUUAAACUUAAAGGGGCUUAACAAAUUUAUUGAAACCAAACAUUUUAAAUUAGAAGAUUUGAGGACUGUUAUCAAAUUAGUAAAUCCUAAUUGUUUCAUGUGUACAUUAGACUUAAAGGACGCUUAUUUUUUGCUGCCUAUAGCCGCACAGGACCGCAAGUACUUAAGGUUUAAUUGGAAAUCUAAUUUGUAUGAGUUUUUAGUCUUGCCGUUUGGUCUUAAUGUUGCUCCAUACAUCUUCACUAAACUUUUGAAACCAGUGAUGAAAUACCUGCGUUUGCUUGGUUUAAUGUCUGUUAUUUAUAUCGAUGAUUUGUGUCUUAUAGGCAACACAUAUGAAGACUGCCUUACGAACCUUAACAUAACUAAGUCUCUUUUACAGUCAUUAGGGUUUAUAAUUAACUAUCAGAAAAGUAACCUAACUCCAAGCACAUACUGUAAAUUUUUAGGAUUUUGUAUUGACUCUCAAUCAAUGAGGGUAGAGUUACCCUUAGAAAAGAGAUUAAAGAUAAAAGCAAAAAUAAUAAAAAUGAUUCAUACUUCACAUUGUACAAUCCGAGAAUUUGCACGGUUCCUUGGUCUUAUUACUUCAGCUUGUCCUGCAGUUUCCUAUGGUUGGGCCCACACAAAACACUUCGAAAGAAUUAAAUAUUUAGCCUUACUGAAGAAUGAUAACUAUAGCAGUAAGUUAAAUAUUCCUAGAUCUAUUCAGGGUGACCUUUACUGGUGGUUGCAUAAUAUUGACACUGCAACUCAUCCUAUAAGAGGGAAUAACUUUAUAUUAGAAAUAUUUAGUGAUUCUUCUAGAACGGGUUGGGGCGCAGCCUGUGGUAACGAUAGAGCUAGCGGAAGAUGGACGGAACAGGAACUAGAUAAUCAUAUCAAUUUCUUAGAGUUAAAAGCAGCUUACUUUGGGUUAAAGAUAUUUGCUAAGCACAUACAAAAUUGUGAAGUACUUUUACGCAUCGAUAACACAACAGCAAUCUCAUAUAUCAACAGAAUGGGUGGUGUCCAGUUUCCACAUCUAAACCAUAUUGCACAAAAAAUCUGGGCUUGGUGUGAAAAACGACGUAUUUUUGUAUUCGCAUCAUACAUUGCUUCGCAAGAAAACUAUAUUGCUGAUGCUGAAUCUAGAAAAGUCUCUACCGAUAUUGAAUGGGAGCUGGCAGAUUAUGCCUUCAGCAAAAUAAAGCGGAGAUUUGGCACUCCAGUCAUUGACCUUUUUGCAAAUAGAAUAAAUUCAAAGUGCAGUAGGUAUAUUUCAUGGCAUAGCGACCCCUAUGCUUUAGCUAUAGAUGCAUUCACAAUCAGUUGGGCAGAUGAAUAUUUUUAUGCCUUUCCUCCAUUCUCUGUAAUAUUAAAAACAUUAAGAAAAAUCGUUAAUGACCAGGCAGAGGGCAUUGUGGUUGUACCUAACUGGCCUAAUCAGCCUUGGUAUCCCUUGUUUAAAGAACUGCUUGUAUCUGAUACAGUAACAUUCAAACCAAAUAACAAACUCCUAUUGUCUCAUUCCAGCCUUCAACAUCAACUCCACAGGAGCCUGUCCCUGAUUGCAGGUGUAUUAUCAGGGAGGCGUUUGUGAGGAGGGGAUUUCCCUCUGAUGCACUUGACAUCCUAUAUUCUUCUCUUUCGGAGAACACUCAUAAACAGUAUAGUCAUUGUAUAAGGGAAUGGUUCAUUUUUUGUAAAUCUUGCAAUUUUGAUUGUUAUCAGCCAUCUAUAGCUAACGUUAUUGCAUUUCUUACUAAGCUAUAUCAACAAGGCUGUAAUUAUAGUUCGCUAAAUACAUACCGCUCAGCUAUAUCUUUUCUGGUGGGUUCUGACAUUGGAAAUAACUUAGAUUUAAAACGUUUUUUCAAAGGAGUUUUCAGAAGCAGACCCCCUCUCCCAAAGUACGAUCUAACUUGGGACCCAAACCCAGUAUUAGACUAUCUCAGUAGCUUAUAUCCAAAUGAUAAGUUAACUCUUGAGAUACUUUCUAAGAAACUCAUCACAUUACUUGCUCUAGUAACGGCACACAGAGUACAGACGUUCAGUUUGAUUAAAUGUACAAAUAUUAAAAUUUUAAGUGAUAAAAUAUUAAUAAAGGUUCCAGACUUAAUUAAAACAUCUAGACCAAAUAGUCAGCAACCACUCUUAACUCUGCCUUUCUUUGUAGAAAAACCUGAGAUAUGUCCUGCAAAAACUUUAAUAUGUUAUAUGUCAAAGACUAAAAAUUUAAGGUCAGAAGAAGAAAGGUUGUUUUUAAGUUUCAGGAAACCUCAUUCUGUGGUAGGCACCCAGACGCUUAGUAGAUGGAUUAAGUUAUCAUUACAGAAUGCUGGCAUAGAUGUUAGUAUAUUUACUUCACAUAGUACCAGACAUGCAUCUACAUCUAAGGCUAAGAGGUUAGGAUUAAACAUUGACCUGAUCCGGAAGACUGCCGGAUGGAGUCAAUCUUCACAAGUGUUCGCUAGAUUUUAUAACAGAAAUGUUGUAGACUUAAAUAAUGAUAGUAAUCUAUUUGCUAGAACAGUGUGUUCAUAAGUAUGUUCCAUAAAAGUAUGUUUUUUAUGUUAUAAUUUAUAAAAGUAGGUUUGUUAAAGAUACAACAUAAGUAUUAUAUACCAUGUUUUAUUACUUGUAUUUUUGAAUAAUUAUAGUAAUCUAUUUGCUAGAACAGUGUGUUCAUAAGUAUGUUUUAUAUUAUAAUUUCUGAAAGUAGAAGAGAUAUAACAUAAGUAUUAUACCAGGCUUUCUUACUUUUAUGUUAAAUCCGAAGAGGGUAAAAAUAUAUGUAAUGUUAUAAGGGUAUGUUUGUUAGAGAUUUAACACAAGGAUUAUAUUUGUAUUUUUUAAUAAGAGGUACAAAUUAAAGAUCUCAUAUAUGAUAA